CUCUGCCUACGUCACAAGCUUCUAAGAUGGCGUUUUGAUGACGACGGGAGAAGUAAGGACCCCUGCCCUUGUUCAAAAGUGACACCAAUGCAAAACAUCAAGGGUAGGCGAUGGAGCUCCCCAACUACGCCAGUCAACUGCUUCUCCAGCUCAAUCAACAACGCUCAAAGGGCUUCCUGUGCGAUGUCAUCAUCAUGGUCGAGAACACACUCUUCCGAGCCCACAAAAGUGUCCUCGCCGCCACCAGCCACUACUUCAAGUCCCUUGUCCUUCAUGAUAACCUCAUCCACCUUGACCCUGAUAUGGUGGAUCCAGCUGUUUUCCAGCAAAUUCUGGAUUUCAUUUACACUGGCAAGUUGUCAGAUGAGAUUUUUGAGGCUCUGGAUUUGAGCUCUCUGCUCACCACAGCUAACUUCCUCCAGCUCAAUGACCUCGCAAACCUGUGCUCCACUAAGAUGAACCAAAAUGGAUCCCUCAAUAGCGUAGCAUGUGGGAGCUCCAAAUCUUUAUUUCGCCUGUAUGAAGACCACUCAUCAGACACUGAAACAUACACGUGUAUGACUCCUCCCAAAAAAAGGCAUAAUUCUGAAAGUAAAUGUAGGAAAAAGCAGGACUUGGGGUUGGAUUUGACUAAGAAGAAUGUAAAGUCUGAGACGAAUGAUUCGUUUUUUCUUUCUAGAACCAUCUCCAACAAUAUGCAGCUAGGAAUAAACGGGAAGUGUGUUCCAAAGAAAGAAAAGUGGAUAAUUCCUUUGGAUGGAGCCCAGGAAAGAAAAAGGGAGGGAUCCCGAAGAAAAUCCAAGGUCAGUGGUUACGUUCCUCUUAGCAGGGUUGGAAGUCAACUAAGCCAGAAUCAGACUUUCACUUUACAGUUGUCUGUAAAGAAAGAGAAAGGAAUUGGAGGGAAAACAGACGAAACUGAUGGCCAAAAACCAAACAAUGGCAGCACCAAUUUUGUGUAUCAAAAGGACACCUUUCUCAAAGAAGCGGAAGGGGACAACCCUUACGUUUGUAUUCCAUGUGAAAAGGGUUUUCCCUCCUCCGAGAGUCUCAAGUCACAUGUGGAAAGUCAUUUGGAUGGAGACCUGGAUGUGAAAGUGGAGGAUGAGGAGGAAGAGGAACGUGAUGGAGACGCUGGAGUCACCAGAGUCUCGCAAGAAGCUGCUGAAAGCCUGGAGCAAAGUCCCAGAAAGUCCCUCAAAGAUGUUGACACCUUGCGUCCAUUCCCUUGCAACAUUUGCGGCAAGAUGUUCACACAGCGCGGCACUAUGACCCGCCACAUGCGCAGCCACCUCGGCCUAAAGCCGUUUGCUUGUGAGGAGUGUGGUAUGCGCUUCACCAGGCAGUACCGUCUCACUGAGCACAUGCGUGUCCAUUCAGGGGAGAAACCUUAUGAGUGCCAGGUCUGUGGUGGGAAGUUUACGCAACAAAGAAACCUCAUUAGUCACAUGCGGAUGCAUACCUCAGCAUCUUAGAACAGGUCAAAGAGCCCUAAACUUGAAAAAUGCAGAUACCAACAGUUCUCCAUAGUGCUUUAGUUUAGGUUCUUUUAACUAGGGUUCAGUUCUCCUGAACACUACAAAGAUUCAUCUAGAUCUUCUUUACAGUUUUAUCUUCAUCCACAAGAAUUCUAUCUCAAAAAGGAAACCUUUGUAGUCUAAUCUAAAAUAUGUCUUUUGCAAAGUUUACUUUUGGAUCUAAUUUAGGGUUCAGUUUCAGCCACAAAUUCAAUUCUUAAAUUUUACAAAGAUUGUUCCAGAGCUAUUGAGCUAUGUUCACACGGUCAGUCCAAAUCUGAUUAUUUGUGCAUCCUAUUGGAAUCUGAUCUAGAUUAUUGACUGUCCACACUGUGUAUCGUAACUGUUCGUACCUGAUUUGUGUGUCCGGUGGUGCUCUUUCUUUUAUAGAAUAUCUCCAUUGGUUUCUAUGGCAAUGACGUUGCAUUGCACCAAAAACAACACUUGGGGGGUUUGCAAUACAGAUGUUCUCUUAUUUACAUCUUACAAUGUGUAGCCACCGCGCUGGACUACUACAUCUGAGGCAGCGGCAGAAACAUAGGAGGCUGGUAUGAGCGGCUUUAUUCCGUGCUGCCAUCUCCGCCAGGCUUAGAAUUCAACAUGUCUCCAUUAUAUUGUAAUUUUACGCUUGACACUUUGCAACAACACAACUUUGUUUCUACAGUGGCUUUCACAAUGUUUGUUAUAACAACGUCUGGCAUGUUUACGUUUUACGUGGCCUUAGAAAGUGACAUAAAUGAAGAAAUGCAAUUUAAAUAGGAUUUCAAACCACAUAUGAAUGUAGCUUUUUCCCAUUCACAUCUGCUUUAUGAUCAGAAACAUAUGAUCAGAUUAAAUUGAAUAUGCUUAAAAAUCGGAUUUGGACUGACCGGUCUGACGAGAUUUAGGACUGGAGGGCUGCCUUCCUGUAAACAAGGGUUUCAACCCUGCUUCAAUCUAUUUAUAAUCUGUUUCAGGUGUGUUUGAUUAGGGAUGGACCUAAACUCCUCCAGAGCCGGAUUUGAGAAACCUGCAAAACUGUGGCCCUCCAUGAGUUUGAGUUCGGCACCCCUGAUCAAGAGCGUUUUUUAUACAUUUCUGAGAAUUUGUGGCCAAAACCUCUGUAGCAAAUCAAACCCUCUAGAACACUAGAGAUUAUUUAGAUUAAUUUAGUUUACCUUUUGAGCUAAUCUCGUAUUCAGUACGGAUAUUGAGUCCUUUAAGAUUCUAAUACUCUUUAACUCUUCUCUACACCGAUUUCCUUUUUGAGCUUUUCUAGGGUUCGUUUCAUCCACAAAUUCUAGAAUAAUCUGCAAAUGAAACUUCUAAACAUCUAGAGGAUUAUUUGUAGUAUGUUAUUUUUCUAUUCUCAAAAAGAAAACCACCUUUGUCUAAACUUGGGUUCCGUAAGGUUUCUCUACAGUUCACUUUUUUUUAAUCUAGAUAAUCUAGAGUCCAGUUUUGCUCCCAAAUCCUCUAGAAUGCUACAUAGGAUUAUCGUGAUCUUUGUUUUGAAUGGCAAUGCCAUUUCCUGACCAGUAUAUAAAUGCCAACUUCAGCCAAUACCUGCUGUUAUACCUCUUUCUAUGAAUUUCUAUAAAUUUUCUUCUUGUGCAUGAAUUGUUUAUUGUUAGUGUGUAGCUAAACAAAUGUUAAAUUUAUCCACUUGUAGUUUAGAUGUAGUUUGAUCUAUUAAAACGAAAAUUACCUCAAAUUGCUAGUAAUUAUCUCUGAACUGAAACAACCGAAUGUUUCUGGUGAUGCCAGUUAUUUUACAGCCGUGACUUGCUAUACCUCUCGAAUGUAAUUAGGAAUUGUGAAAUGGUUUAGGCUUCAGAAACUGACCGCUAUAAUAAAGCUAUCUGGUUGUUUACUUGAAUACACAAACUUGCUACCUCAGAUUAAACCAAACCCUCUGAUUAGCCUGUAUGAGAUUAAGACUACAUGUUGGAUUAGAAAACCUACAUGAUGUCUUCUAUAAUACAGUCACUCUGUCUAGUUGAAUUGAGCUUAAACUGACAUCUGAUCCAGAACAGGGGAAAACACACUGCCUGUUUUAAUGUACACUUUUCAGGGGGUCAGGUAAUACUUCACUGUAUCUGAGCUUGUGAAGUCAUAUUGCUUGAGCAAUUAGGGUGUUUUGAUGUACAGUUCCAAAGAAAUAUUGAAUGUUGAAAUGCUGAAGAAAUAUUGUAAAACUAUAUAACCAAAUCUAUAUUCUUGCUAAAUAUUUAAGUCUAAUUUAUGCUUCUUUCAAUUCAGGUUUAUAUUAUAAAAUCUUUUUCUUUUUAUUAAUAUUUUUUUUCAGGGGUUUUCCUUUGGGAUUUUUUUUAUUAAUAUUAUGAUUAUUUUCCAAUGCUUCAACCAAUGGCUUAAUGUAUACAGCAUGUUGUCCAUAUUUUCUUGUGGCAUGUGCAUUGUUCUUAUGAUUUAAAAAAAUGUUAGGUUUAGCAGAUUGCGUUCUUGCAUUUAGUGUUGAAAUGAGACCAAAAGCUUCAAAUCAAAACCUACUGUAAAUAUCUUUGGGUAUCUUAAUGUAAAUGACAUGUUAUCAUUUGAUACAUUACUGAAACGUUUACUUGUUCAGAUAUUAAAUGAUUUUCUUGCGGUUUAACGUCUAACGUCAACUACCUCUGGUUGGGUUUUUUCAUGCUGGAUGGCUUUUUAAACAAUACCCAAUUCUGAGGUUGUUUUGUAGUUCGUUGCCUGUUCUGGUAAUAUCAACAAGGGUACUUUAAAUAAUAGAUCAACUAGUCAAAUUAUUUAAUUUGCUGAAUUACCAUUGCAGGCACUCUUUGUUCAGUUGUGCUUGCUUUUUUCUCUCUUUGCUUUAUAAGAUUAUUUGACAUUGUCUGUAAAUCAAUAUAAUUCUAUAAUAUUCAGGAACUUUUUAUUACUUAAUGGGGCUUGAAACUGAACUUUAAAACUGUGACAACACUUUCAUUUGCAUCCUCUGCAAACCUCAGGGAACAUUUUAGGGACGCAUCCCAAUUAACUUUUUGAACCAUAAAGCACCAUAUAACCAAUGUUUUUGCAGCUAAUUUGAUUUAGACACGUUUCUAUAUAUUCACUAUAACUGACACAAUAUGCCUUCUGAAGGUUUGGCAGCUCUUUCCAUUAGCAGGUUUGUGUGUAUGUGUAGGGUUUUGAUGUGGUUUUCUUUUGAAAUGUCAAGUACUUUGUUCAAAAAUAAUGAUACUAAAGUAUUUGCAACUUGUUUAUGAAAACCAAAGCACAUUUUCACUCUUUGAAAAUUUUAAAGUCCUGUUGUAAGUAACAUUGUUCUCAUUUAUGACAUGAAAUAAAAUUAAAUGCUGAUCAAACAA
Messenger RNA from Pimephales promelas (fathead minnow), 4822 nucleotides. It is a transcript of the gene hic1l, whose product is annotated as hypermethylated in cancer 1 like. Lineage: Eukaryota; Metazoa; Chordata; Actinopteri; Cypriniformes; Leuciscidae. Gene Ontology annotation, biological process: regulation of transcription by RNA polymerase II. Gene Ontology annotation, molecular function: DNA-binding transcription factor activity, RNA polymerase II-specific; protein binding. Gene Ontology annotation, cellular component: nucleus. The record is from RefSeq and is a predicted model, not a curated record.